AUGGCGACUCCCAGGCAUCGACUCGUAGCCCGGAGACCCGCUGAAGCAAACAACAUUGGAGAAGCUAAUGUAGAUAGAAAGACGAAGACAAAAAGGCCUAAGAGUGUAACCAGCUCCAGUAGCAAUAGCAGCGACAGGUCAGCCAGUGAUUCUUCAUCAGAGAGUGAAGAAACAUCUACCUCAUCCUCCUCUGCGGACAGUGAUACCGAUGAAAGCUCCUCCAGCUCAUCGUCUCAGCCUCCUCCGCAAGCUCUUCCUCAUCCUGAUUCAGACUCAGAUUCCAGCUCUUCCAGUCAUAGCGGCACCAGCACGGAGAGCAGCUCCGAAGAUGAACCACCAAAAAAGAAGCAAAAGAAAUAGAAUCGCUCUGCCUGCAUUGGACAGAAGGACCAUAAACUUUCAUCUGAUUCUCAAAAGGGAAUUUAGAAUAUGUUAAAGCCAUAUAGGUUUACUGUCCAAAUUUUGAGAGCUCAGAAGUUUCUAAAUAUUUUACAUUGUAAGAGCAUACAAAGUAUUAAUGAAAUAUAUAUAUAUAUAUAUAUAUAUAUAUAUAUAUAUAUAUAUAUAUACUUUUUUAUUUUAAGGGUGAAUCUUGUUUUUCUUUUUUAUAUUUAAAGUGUAUCUCUAACACUUAAUCAAAAGCUGAAAUCCAGUAAUUCUGUGUUUGUGGUAAAACUUCUUUUUGCCCUGGCCCACAUGGCUCAGUUGGUUGAGUGGCACCCCAUGCACCAAAAGAUGGCUGCUUUGAUUCCAGUCAGGGCACACACCCGGGUUGCAUGCUCAUUCCCUGGUGGAGGAAAUGCAGAGGCAGCCUGUCCAUGAUUCACUCUCACAUCGAUGUUUCUCUCUCUGUCCCUCUGCCUUCCUCUCUAAAAAAAAUCAAUAAAAAAUCUUUAGAAUAAAACAAAACUAAAACUUAUCUUUUCUCCGUGUGAAAACAAUG
Myotis daubentonii (Daubenton's bat) is the source of this 943-nucleotide messenger RNA. Its product is annotated as zinc finger CCHC domain-containing protein 10-like. The record is from RefSeq and is a predicted model, not a curated record. The transcript has 2 exons. Lineage: Eukaryota; Metazoa; Chordata; Mammalia; Chiroptera; Vespertilionidae. The coding region runs from base 1 to 360 and encodes 119 amino acids.